Messenger RNA from Rhagoletis pomonella (apple maggot), 814 nucleotides. RefSeq names its product serine protease SP24D-like. Lineage: Eukaryota; Metazoa; Arthropoda; Insecta; Diptera; Tephritidae. Gene Ontology annotation, biological process: proteolysis. Gene Ontology annotation, molecular function: serine-type endopeptidase activity. The transcript has 2 exons. Bases 47 to 814 code for a protein of 255 amino acids. The record is from RefSeq and is a predicted model, not a curated record.
UCUUUGCGACCCUCAGUUUGCGUCCAUCCACGUACAAGUACUAAUUAUGUCGAAACUAUUCAUUCAACUUGCGCUCUGUCUUGGGCUAAUCGCUUUGGUGAGCGCACAUCCCUACACCACCGGACGCAUUGUUGGCGGUGAGAAUGCUGUUGAAGGCGCAUUACCCUAUCAAGUGUCACUUCGUUAUAGCGGAUCGCACAUUUGUGGUGCAGCGAUUAUCAAUCAGCGCUAUGUGCUCUCAGCCGCGCAUUGUGUAGGCGAUGAGGAUGCCGAUGGCAACUACGUUGUCGAUCCUGCUAGCUAUUUCUCGAUUCGUGCGGGCUCAAGUGAUCGCCUACGUGGCGGUGUGGUCGUCAAGGUCACAAACAUUGUAGUGAAUGAGAAUUAUGCAAACUUUUUGCACGAUUUAGCAGUGCUCCGCUUAGAAUCUGCCCUAAUUUAUUCAAAUAACAUAAAACCAAUUCCUUUGGCCAGCGGUGAAGUGCCGACCGGCGAACAAGUACUCAUCUCAGGCUGGGGUCGUCUAACCACCACUGGCGAUGCGCCAACUAAAUUGCAAUAUAACUAUGUGCAGGCUAUAUCCAAAUUAUCUUGUUUUACCAGAAUUGGUAUGUACAGUGAUGCGCUGCUGUGCUUGGGACAUCCGGCAAAUAAUGGUGCUUGCUUUGGUGACUCCGGUGGUCCGGCUGCAUAUCAAGGCGAACUUGUAGGAGUUGCUAGUUUUGUGGUUGGUGGUUGCGGCACCACCAGCCCAGAUGGUUAUGCGAAGAUUUACGAGCAUGUGGACUGGAUUAAGGAGCACUCAAAAUUGUGA